Meloidogyne enterolobii is the source of this 2751-nucleotide messenger RNA. The record is from the annotation of a GenBank genome assembly. NCBI's taxonomy places the organism in Eukaryota, Metazoa, Nematoda, Chromadorea, Rhabditida, Meloidogynidae.
AUGGAUAAAAAUCAGACACAGACAACAGGAUCAGAUUUUGCGAAUAAAUUUUUUACGCCUGAAGAAGGUCGUCAUUGGAAUAAUUUAUUAUUUCGAUUACGCAGCUUUGAAGAGGCUGUAUGCAAAAACUUCCGUAAAAUCGAGUCGAAAAUUUCUGAAGGACAAAAUUUGCCAUCAAAUUCGUCCUCAUCUGAAAUUGAUAAAAUAAAUGCUUUAAUAGAUGGAAAAUUUGAAAAAUUAGAAAAUCAAUUUAAAAAUUUGAAACAAAUUGUAAAAGAAGAAAUAUCUAAUUUAGGAGUUGAUAAUGAUUUAAACAAAACAAAAAUGAAGGAAAUUGAAAAUAAAAUGGAUGAUAGAGAAUUAAAAGAUGAAUUAGUCUUUUUACGCUCUAAAAAUAUGGAAAUAGAAAAAGAACAAAUUUCACAAAUCCAACGCCUAAACAUCCUAGAGGAAGGGAUGGAAAACGUUGAGAAUAAUUUAUCUAAAAGUGAGCAGAAAAUAGCAGAAAUUAUUACUAAAAAUGCGCGUAAAUUAAUUGAUAAAAUUGAAAGUCUUGAAGCAAAAGUAGAGGUUUUAGAAAAUGAAUCGCGAGGAUCCGGAUUUUCAUGGAACGGUCACGGAAGUAAUGAAUCGUUUGACCUAAAUCGCAAGACUAAACCUCCUGAAAAAGCGUUGGAAGCUGCUGAGAAACCCAUUACUGGAGAAAAUGUUGAAAUUAUGAUUGGAGACCCAUUCUUAAACGGUCUAAUGACCCCGGUCGGAGUCUAUGAUGGUAACCCGACUAGUUCAUUCUCAAAAUUUUUCCAGCGAUUUAUGGAUGCUCUGAAUUUAAUAAUUACGCCCCUUAAUGAAGCACAAAAGCUAAGUCGUCUAAAAGUUUGCCUGGGAGGUCGCGCUCGCGCCGAACUUGACGCUAAAGUACCACAACCAACCACACUGCAAGAAGCUAUAGAUUUCCUGCAAGAAAAAUUUGUAAAUGGUCAUUCUCGUACUGUAGCUAGGCAAGCCCUAUCUAUAAUAAAACAAGCGCCUGGAGAAAGAGUUUUUGAAUUCGCACAGCGUUUAAAUGACGCAGUACGUGCUGUAAUGAUUGGAUAUGAAGAAAAUACAAUACAGCAGCGAUUGCUAGAUGAAUUUUUAGAUAGGCUUUUGCCAGAUCUUCAAUUCGAAGUUAAAGCUGCUAGACCUGAUGACUAUUCUAAGGCAUUUGAAGUUGCCGAACAUUUUGAAUUAUUAUUGAACGAAAAACGCCAAAAAUAUCAAAAUAACCAAUACGUUGAUUUGGCAGAAAAAGUAGAAGCCCUAGCAAUUAAUCGGUCUAGAGAGACAAGACGCUUAUGCUAUUACUGCCAUAAACCUGGACACGUUAUAGCAGAUUGCCGAAAUAGAGCAAGAAAAAACUAUAAAGCUCGCCAAUAUAAUAAUUAUGAGCGAAGAAAUUAUCAAAAUAAUUAUUGGGAAAACAGAAAUAAUUAUAGAAAUGAAUAUAAUAGAGAUAACCGCAGAUAUAAUGAUAGAAAUCGCGAAAAUUAUAGAGAAAAUUCACCAAAUAAUUAUAGCCGGUCACCCACAAGAAAAGUGAGAUUCAGUGAAAGCCGAGUUGCAAGUCCAUUAAGGAUAUCUAGCCCUUAUUUGCUAACAAUUUUUGCACUUAUUGCUAUUAUAAGUCCCGCUUUGGCUAGCCAUGGACCACAAAUUGAAAUGAAUUGUCCCGUAUACUCACCCGUUACCUUUAAAGAGAAAACAAUCGACAAUUGGAAAAUGACAGAAUUGCCCAAAGAGAACAUAUUUUCCGCAAACUUCGCGAGCUUACUCAUAUUAAAUCAAAUUUGGAUAUUUCUCGCCUUUCUAUUUGCUAGUACUAUACUAUGUUUACUGACGUUUAUUUUAAAGCAAACUUUGCGAAACAAACAAGAUCUAGAGAAAGAAAUUAAUGUAGCAGAAAUCGCACCUGGGUAUGACAAUACAUGCGAUGAAUGGUUCAGAAUAAAAACUAAAAUAAAUGGAAAAGAAAUAAUUUGCCUAUUAGAUUCAGGAGCACAUGUAUCCCUGACUGGUAAAGAAACCGCAGAAAAAUUAGAAAUAAAUGAGAUUUUUCCUGCUGAACUAAGCGCCAUAAUUGGUAUAGGAAAUAAAAUUGUACCCACGCUUGGCCAAGGAGAAAUAAUUUUUCAAAUAGCCGGGUGUGAAAUUUUAACGCAGAUUGUAAUAUUGGAAAAUGAAAUUAGUAAAACAGGAAAAUAUGAUGUAAUUAUUGGAAGAGAAACCCUGAAAAGCCUUCCAUUAUUCCUGGAUUUACAAACGGGUAAAUUAAUCGCGAAAACAUUAAUAAGAAAUUAUCAUAAUAUCGAAAAGGCGAAAAUAAAAUUAAUGGAAAAUAUUGAAUUUAAAAACAAUCACGAAAUAAAUAAAAAUAAUAAUUCACUAAAAAAUUGUGGCUUGAGAAUAGACACAAACUUAACAAACCCAAGCGCAAAACAUACUUAUCAGAAAAACAGUCCCACAAAUAAAAAAGUAAGAAAAAAGUGGGUUGAGGACAAACUUGUGAUAAGACCCCCUAAUUUUAACAUGGGAGAAUCGACAAAGACAGCAGGACCAUCGGAGAAAGACUACAUCCAUCACCAAAAGAUAAGCCUGCCAACGUCAAAACAACGGACAGGACGCACAAAAGCAAACAAGGAAUGGAAUCGGAAAGUAAAUGGACAAAUGCCAGAGGGUAAAAAGAAGAUAAGAAAUGGUGCUCAGCAUUAA